Molecule: messenger RNA, 306 nt
Organism: Bipolaris sorokiniana ND90Pr
Lineage: Eukaryota; Fungi; Ascomycota; Dothideomycetes; Pleosporales; Pleosporaceae
Exons: 1
Coding region: 106-270 (54 amino acids)
Source: RefSeq, a predicted model, not a curated record
CUGAGAGGGAUGGGUAUCGUCGAUCAGAUUGCGUUGGGUUCAAGUUCUUGUUUGCGUAACGAAAAGAAGAAAAAAAAGUGUAUAAAGAUGCCUGGAGUUUGAAAUAUGCAACUCGGUUUCGGGUCUUUCGUAGCCUUUGUACCUCUAGAUGCAUGGGCAUGGGCGUUGGUGUUCUGGGGGACGCUAUUGCCAAGUUGGACUUACAGCGGAAGCGGCCCUUUCUCGCAGCGCGAAUUGCUCCUAUCUAUCGUUUGCCAAGGUACCCUGUAGUCUUAUCCCCCGAAAGCUGUAAGAGCUUAAUUGUAC